AUGGCAGCUACACCAGAGGAGCCUACAUCAGCACCCCCAGAGACCGACGCGGCAUUCACACGCUGGAGAAACGCCCUCUCGUCACUGCUAACACCAUCACCAUCACCACUCCUAAAAGACGAAACCACAGACGACCCAUCCAAAACAGCCAAAGAUCAUGAGAGAUGCGAGAAAUGGAAGGAAUAUCUCUUAAAAAACAGCCCAGUAAUAACAUUCCUCCACACAUCCCUCCCAGCCCCACUCACGCCAUCCCAUUUCGUAUGCAUGCCAUGCCCACCAACAAUAUCGGGCGGCUUCGCACCAUCAAUAGGGAUAGUCCUCUGCCAAAACCGGCUCGUCUCGCAACGGCAUCUAGAAGACACGCUCGCACACGAGCUGGUGCAUGUAUACGAUCACGAGACGACGAGUGUGAAAUGGGACUCGUGUGAGCAGUACGCGUGCAGUGAGAUCCGGGCGGCCAGUCUGAGUGGUGAGUGUCGGUUUAUGAGGGAAGUGAGGCGAGGGUUUGUUGGAUUUAAUAAGGGCCAUCAGAGCUGUGUUAAGAGACGGGCUACGUUGGCGCUGUCGCAUGUGCCGCAGUGUCAGGGCGUGUUGGCGGAAGAUGCUGUGAGGAAUGUUUGGAGCAGGUGUUUUGCAGAUACGGCGCCGUUUGAUGAGAUAUACUAG
Molecule: messenger RNA, 666 nt
Organism: Synchytrium microbalum
Lineage: Eukaryota; Fungi; Chytridiomycota; Chytridiomycetes; Synchytriales; Synchytriaceae
Exons: 2
Coding region: 1-666 (221 amino acids)
Biological process (GO): mitochondrial proton-transporting ATP synthase complex assembly; mitochondrial protein processing
Cellular component (GO): extrinsic component of mitochondrial inner membrane
Molecular function (GO): metalloendopeptidase activity
Source: RefSeq, a predicted model, not a curated record